Exophiala aquamarina CBS 119918 is the source of this 906-nucleotide messenger RNA. RefSeq names its product syntaxin 16. Gene Ontology annotation, biological process: vesicle-mediated transport; intracellular protein transport; vesicle fusion. The record is from RefSeq and is a predicted model, not a curated record. Lineage: Eukaryota; Fungi; Ascomycota; Eurotiomycetes; Chaetothyriales; Herpotrichiellaceae. Gene Ontology annotation, molecular function: SNAP receptor activity; SNARE binding. The transcript has 2 exons. Gene Ontology annotation, cellular component: membrane; endomembrane system; SNARE complex. The coding region runs from base 1 to 906 and encodes 301 amino acids.
AUGUCUGCAGACCCCUACGACAACGACGGCGAUGCUGUGAUAGAGAUGGACCUAUUACCACCGCGCUGGAUCGAUGUCCAAGAAGAAGUUGGUGACGUCCUCAAGGACAUCACAUUAAAGGCCGCCAGACUGGACAAACUGCACGCUAAACAUGUCCUCCCAGGGUUCGAUGAUGAUUCGGUCAAACAGCAGGAGGAGCGAGAAAUAGAGCGACUAACAACAGAGAUCACCAGAGCCUUCCAAGAUUGCCAGAGGGCGAUCAAACGCAUCGAAACAAUGGUGAAAGAUGCCCGCCAAUCUGGCAAUGUCCAGAAAGGCGACGAGACAAUGGCGAAGAAUAUUCAAGUUGCUUUGGCUUCUAGUGUUCAGGAAGUCAGUGCGACGUUUAGAAAGAAGCAGAGCACCUACUUGAACAAACUCCGAGCCCUGGGUGGUUUCGAGUCACCAAUUGGCCGGUCCUCAACCCCAGUCCCACAGAAUCCAUAUACCGAUCCAGCAUUGAUGGAAUCCGACGCCGACAAAAGAUUCAGUCAAUCUACUUUGCAGCAGACAGCUCAGAAGCGACAUAACAAUGACACUGUCAUUGCCCAACGAGAACAGGAGAUCAACGAUAUUGCCCGAGGUAUUAUCGAACUGGCAGAUAUCUUUCGCGACCUCCAAGGCAUGGUUAUCGAUCAAGGAACCAUGCUCGAUCGCAUCGACUAUAACGUUGAGCAGACCGUCACCGACGUAAAGGGCGCUGAGAAGGAACUUACCACCGCAACGAACUACCAGAAACGUAGCACGAAACGGAAGAUUUUGUUACUCCUUUUGCUGCUUGUCAUCGGCAUGUUUGUCUUAUUACUGGUCAAACCCAAGAAAAGCUCUCAACUAACAAACCCCCCUCCGACACCAGCACCACCCUGA